CGCUGCCACGUCACAGCUGCCACGUCACGCCGCUCCGCGGUCUGACAACAGAAAACAUGGCGACGUCUGUCCGGGAGAAGCAGACAGUCGGGUUAAAGCGCAUGCUGAACUUCAACACUCCUCCUCUGAAGAACACGACGGCUGAGCCAGUAUGGAAGGUGUUGAUAUACGACCGGUUCGGCCAGGACAUAAUCUCCCCGCUGCUGUCUGUCAAAGAGCUGCGAGACAUGGGCGUCACCCUGCAUCUGCUCCUUCACUCAGACAGAGAUCCAAUUCCAGAUGUUCCAGCCAUCUACUUUCUCAUGCCCACAGAGGAAAACAUCGACAGGAUUUGUCAGGACCUGAGGAACCAAUUGUACGAAUCAUACUACCUGAACUUUAUCUCCGCCAUCAGCAGAAGCAAACUGGAGGACAUCGCCAGCGCUGCCCUGUCUGCUAAUGUGGUCACCCAAGUCACCAAGGUGUUUGAUCAGUACCUGAAUUUCAUCACUCUGGAAGACGACAUGUUCAUCCUCUGUCAUCAAAACAAAGAGCUCAUCUCGUACCACGCCAUCAACAGAGCAGACAUUAAGGACACAGACAUGGAGGCCAUCAUGGACACCAUAGUGGACAGCCUCUUCUGCUUCUUUGUUACUCUGGGCGCGGUGCCAAUCAUCCGCUGUCCUCGAGGAAAUGCUGCAGAGAUGGUCGCUGUGAAGCUGGAUAAGAAGCUCCGUGAGAACCUGCGUGACGCCAGAAACAGUCUGUUCACUGGAGACAGCAUGGCUGCUGGACAGUUCAGUUUCCAGAGGCCCCUGUUUGUUUUGGCGGAUCGUAACAUGGACAUGGCCACACCCCUGCACCACACCUGGACCUACCAGGCGCUGAUCCACGAUGUCCUGGACUUCCAUCUGAACAGGGUGGUGAUGGAGGGGGGUGGAGGAGCAGAGUCACCACCCACCGGCGCCAGACCAAAGAAGAAGAACAAAACCAUCUAUGACCUCACAGCUCCUGACAAGUUCUGGCAGAAACACAAGGGCAGUCCGUUUCCAGAGGUGGCAGAGUCCGUUCAGGAGGAGCUGGAUGCUUAUAGAGCCCAGGAGGACGAGGUCAAACGGCUCAAGAGCAUCAUGGGGUUAGAGGGGGAGGAUGAAGGAGCCAUCAGCAUGCUGUCAGACAACACAGCCAAGCUCACCUCCGCUGUCAGCUCUUUGCCUGAACUCCUGGAGAAGAAGAGGUUGAUUGAUCUCCACACCAACGUUGCCACCGCAGUACUCGACCACAUCAAGAACCGGAAACUCGAUGUUUACUUUGAGUAUGAAGAGAAACUGAUGAGCAAAUCGACAUUAGACAAAUCUCUGCUGGACAUCAUCAGUGACCCGGACGCUGGGACUCCAGAGGACAAAAUGAGGCUCUUCCUGAUCUUCUACAUCACUGCCCAGCAGGUUCCCUCGGAGUCUGACUUGGAGCAGUAUAAAAAGGCUUUGUUGGAUGCCGGCUGCGACCUUUCUCCUCUCACCUACAUCAAACAAUGGAAGGCAUUCACCAAGAUGGCUGCCACCCCAGCCAACUACAGCAACAGCGGAGUCAAGCACAAGGGGUUCCUCUCCAUAGUCAUGAAUACUGGUUCCCAGUUUGUCAUGGAGGGUGUGAAGAACCUGGUCCUGAAGCAACAUAAUCUUCCAGUCACUCGGAUCCUGGACAACCUGAUGGAGAUGAAGUCUCAUCCUGAAACAGACGACUAUCGAUACUUUGACCCAAAGAUGCUGCGAGGCAGUGAAAGCUCCAUUCCCCGAAACAAGAACCCGUUCCAGGAGGCCAUCGUGUUCGUAGUGGGAGGAGGAAACUACAUUGAGUAUCAGAACCUGGUGGACUAUGCCAAGUCCAAACAGGGGAGGAAGGUCGUCUACGGCUGCAGCGAACUCUUCAACGCCUCUCAGUUCCUCAAACAGCUCUCUCAGCUCAGCCAGAAGUGACGGAGCCUCGGCGGGACUCGGAUCGUCCCUCAUCUCUGAACUCUUGAUUCCAGCUUGUUUUAUAUUAAAUCUGUUCUGCUCCACUAAUCGUUAACCGUUCCACCUCCUCAGAGCUAAUAAACCCACAGUCUCCCCC
This is a messenger RNA of Cololabis saira (Pacific saury), 2091 nucleotides long. It is a transcript of the gene scfd1, whose product is annotated as sec1 family domain containing 1. Bases 57 to 1955 code for a protein of 632 amino acids. The transcript is spliced from 25 exons. NCBI's taxonomy places the organism in Eukaryota, Metazoa, Chordata, Actinopteri, Beloniformes, Belonidae. Gene Ontology annotation, molecular function: syntaxin binding. Gene Ontology annotation, cellular component: cytosol; Golgi membrane. Gene Ontology annotation, biological process: endoplasmic reticulum to Golgi vesicle-mediated transport; intracellular protein transport. The record is from RefSeq and is a predicted model, not a curated record.